Molecule: messenger RNA, 2508 nt
Organism: Oikopleura dioica
Lineage: Eukaryota; Metazoa; Chordata; Appendicularia; Copelata; Oikopleuridae
Source: the annotation of a GenBank genome assembly
AUGGUCAAUUUUACGAUAGACGAGAUCCGUGAGAUCAUGGACAAGAAGGAGAACAUCCGAAACAUGUCCGUCAUCGCUCACGUCGAUCACGGCAAGUCGACCCUUACUGACUCCCUUGUCAGUAAAGCUGGUAUCAUCGCUGGCGCCAAGGCCGGUGAAACUCGAUUCACUGACACCCGAAAGGACGAACAAGAACGUUGCAUUACUAUCAAGUCUACCGCCAUCUCCAUGUACUACGAGUUGAGCGAAGUUGACAUGACUUUUGUCAAGCAGAAGACCAACGGAAACGCUUUCUUGAUCAACUUGAUCGAUUCCCCGGUUACUGCUGCCCUCCGAGUCACUGACGGUGCCCUCGUCGUCGUCGACUGUGUCUCCGGAGUGUGUGUCCAAACCGAGACCGUCCUCCGACAGGCUAUUGCUGAGCGAAUUAAGCCUGUCCUCUUCAUGAACAAGAUGGACCGAGCCCUUCUCGAACUCCAGCUCGACCCCGAAGAGCUCUACCAGACCUUCGCCCGAAUUGUCGAAAACGUCAACGUCAUUAUCGCUACCUACGGUGGUGCUGAUGAAGACGGUCCCAUGGGCUGCCUCUACGUCUCUCCCGGAAACGGUACCGUCGGUUUCGGUUCCGGUCUCCACGGAUGGGCCUUCACCCUCAAGCAGUUCGCUGAGAUGUAUGCCGCCAAGUUCAAGAUCGAUCUUGACAAGAUGAUGAAGCACUUGUGGGGUGACUACUUCUACGACGCCAAGGCCAAGAAGUGGGUCAAGCAGAUGUCCAAGACCGCCCCCAAGCGUGGUUACGUCCAGUGGAUUCUCGAUCCCAUCUACAAAGCCUUCAAGUCCAUCAUGGACGAGAAGAUGGAUGAAGCCGAAAAGAUCAUGCAGGUCUGCGGCGUCACCCUCAAGGGAGAGGACAAGGAUCUCCGAGGCAAGCCCCUUCUCAAGUGCUUCAUGCGAAACUGGCUCCCAGCUGGUGAGACUCUUCUCCAGAUGAUUGCCAUCCACCUUCCAUCCCCACUCACCGCCCAGAACUACCGAUGCGAGAUGUUGUACGAAGGUCCCCAGGACGAUGACGUCGCCAAGGCUUUCCGAACCUGCGACGCUGACGGUCCACUCAUGGCCUACAUCUCCAAGAUGGUCCCCACCUCCGAUAAGGGUCGAUUCUACGCUUUCGGUCGAGUCUUCGCUGGUAAAAUCGCCACUAGACAGAAGGUCCGAAUUAUGGGCCCCAACUUCGUCCCUGGCCAGAAGGCUGAUCUCUACUGCAAGCAGAUCCAGCGAACCAUCCUUAUGAUGGGUCGAUACAUCGAAGCCAUCGAUGAUGUCCCAUGUGGUAACUUGGUCGGUCUCGUCGGUGUCGAUCAGUACCUUGUCAAGACUGGUGCCAUCACCACCUUCGAAGGCGCACACAACAUGAAGCAGAUGAAGUUCUCUGUCUCCCCCGUCGUCCGAGUCGCCGUCCAGUGCAAGAACCCCGCCGAUCUCCCCAAGCUCGUCGAAGGCCUCAAGCGACUUGCCAAGUCUGACCCUAUGGUCCAGAUUAUCUCCGAAGAAUCUGGUGAGCACAUCGUCGCCGGUGCCGGUGAACUCCACUUGGAAAUCUGCCUCAAGGAUUUGGAAGAGGAUCACGCUUGCAUCCCCAUCAAGAAAUCCGAGCCCGUCGUCUCUUACCGAGAAACCGUCACCGACGAGUCCAGCCAGACCUGUCUCUCCAAGUCUCCCAACAAGCAUAACCGUCUCUACAUGAAGGCGGCCCCUAUGCCCGAAGGUAUGGCUGACGAGAUCGAAGACAAGAAGAUCACUCCACGAGAUGACGUCAAGACCCGAGCUCGAUACAUGUCCGAGAAGUACGAGUGGGACGUCAACGACUGCCGAAAGAUCUGGUGCUUCGGCCCAGACCAGGACGGUGCCAACGUCGUCAUCGAUGUCACCAAGGGAGUCCAGUUCCUUAACGAAAUCAAGGACUCCGUCAAGGCCGGUUUUGACUGGGCCACCAAGGAAGGUGUCCUCUGCGACGAAAAUAUGCGAGGAGUCCGAUUCGACCUCCACGACGUCACCCUCCACGCUGAUGCCAUCCAUCGAGGUGGUGGACAGCUCAUCCCCACUGCUCGACGAUGCUUCUACGCCUGCGUCCUCACCGCCUCUCCACGACUCCUCGAGCCCGUCUACCUCGUCGAGGUUCAGUGCCCAGAAACCGCCAUGGGUGGUAUCUACUCUGUCCUCAACAGAAAGCGAGGUCACGUCUUCGCCGAAGAAGCCGUCGCCGGUACCCCCAUGUUCAUGGUCAAGGCUUACCUCCCCGUCAACGAGUCCUUCGGUUUCGAUUCCGAGCUCCGAGCCGCCACCUCCGGACAGGCCUUCCCACAGUGCGUCUUCGAUCACUGGCAGAUUCUCGAGUCCGACCCCACCGAAGAGAACUCUCAGGCCAACAAAAUCGUCGUCCACACACGAAAGCGAAAGGGUCUCUCCGAAACUCUCCCACCACUCGACCGAUUCUUGGACAAGUUGUAA